GUGCACGAGAAGGGCAUUCUGUUUCCAGCCACAGCCGCAGCUCUGAUACCCAUGGCCUUGCCAGCGAGGCACGCGCCCAUAGCGGUACUGGCAGCAAGGCACUUCCAACUGGUGGCCCUCUUCUCCAUGUAUCCCUUGAUGGUCAAAGACUCUCUUGUCAUUCCCUACGCCUUGGCAUGCCUGUUUCUAGUGGCCCUCUGUGAGGCGGCACCAACCUCAAGUGCGAGGCCAUUUCUGAGGCUUACGGAAUGGGGGCUCAGGGCGGUCCAAACAGGCUUGCAUGAUCUCAUGCCAUGUUUGCGCUGUCAAGAAAUCUUUCAUACUUCAUGCUGCAAAGGUAUUCCUACCUCGUGGGCAUUGUUCUCCAUGCUAUCCAUGCCUUCGUUCCUGCCCCUGCACGGUAUCCGGAUCUAUGGACGAUGCUAA
Messenger RNA from Symbiodinium pilosum, 426 nucleotides. Lineage: Eukaryota; Dinophyceae; Suessiales; Symbiodiniaceae. The record is from the annotation of a GenBank genome assembly.